Messenger RNA from Oryzias melastigma (Indian medaka), 987 nucleotides. RefSeq names its product mitochondrial ribosomal protein L32 (gene mrpl32). Gene Ontology annotation, molecular function: structural constituent of ribosome. The coding region runs from base 97 to 645 and encodes 182 amino acids. The transcript has 3 exons. The record is from RefSeq and is a predicted model, not a curated record. NCBI's taxonomy places the organism in Eukaryota, Metazoa, Chordata, Actinopteri, Beloniformes, Adrianichthyidae. Gene Ontology annotation, cellular component: mitochondrial large ribosomal subunit. Gene Ontology annotation, biological process: translation.
AAGGGCGAAGGCUGUGGUCGCAGCUUUAUGACGUAAGCUCACAGGGUGACCGUGAGCUAUUUAUGUAGAAAGAAAAAGAAACGUGGUGGGAAAAAUAUGAAUCUAUCCUCGUUAAUACAGAGCCUUCGGUGCUCUUUGCUACGGAUCGAAAGUAGAUUAUUGCAGGCGAGUGGACUCGAGUCGUACCCGGCCCCAGCGCUGGCAGUGAACGGCCUGAGCCUCCCUCCUCCUCAGCUCCACCCGAAGAUCCAGCUGGAAGAGGAGCAGGAGAACCAGGAGCAUCCCUCUGGCCUCCUGGACAGCAUCAUGUGGAUGGCGGCCCCGAAGAAGAGGCGCACCAUAGAGAUCAACCGCACCAGGAGGAGAGCUGAAAGCAAACUCAUAAAAGUGAAGAACAACAUCGAGCCGUGUCUGGAGUGCGGCCACCUGAAGCAGAAGCACGUCCUGUGUGGGUUCUGCUACGCCAAAGUGAGCAGAGAGACCGGUCUGAUUCGUCAGCAGAUAAACGCCAUGGAAGGCGGCCCGCUGAGGACCCCGACCGUGGAGACUGUGGUCCUGUAUGAGGGGGAAACGCCAAGCACCCAGGAUAAAGACAAGAGGAUAGUGGAGAGACCCAGGAAGAGACCCGCCUGGUUCAGUUACUGACACUCGUGUCAGCUGAGGAUUGAAAAAACGACAAAUUUCAUUUUUUCAUUAAGUCAGGAUGAGAUGUGGAUGAGGUUGUUUUCUUUCCAUAAUUUCAAUUCAGUGAAGUUUAUAUGUAUUUUUAAGAAUUCAACAGCAUUUAUAGAUAUUGUGCAUUAUUAUCAAUCAUACAUGUUACUGUGCAAACAUGAGAAUAGAUUUAAUAUAUAUUCUGUUCAACUUGUUUGCAAUUCUGGAUUUUCAAGUUUGUGAGCUGACUGGGAGUCUUUAAAGUAACAAUAACAUCUUCCUGCUGAAUCAUCUUUGAACUGAUCCAAUAAAGAUACCUACGUUUUCCUUGAA